AUGUUCAUUGUCGCUGAAUUGUCGAUAUUCUUCAUCGCUCUGUUGACGAAUGUUGAAUCUGCUUCAACGAAUCUUCCUCAUCGAAACCCCAAAUUUCCUCCACCUGAAUUCAAAGGAAUUCUUCCAGCCAAGGACUUCAGUCGUCUAGAGGCGAUAGAUGCUGAUCAAAACAUGCCAUGGCAAGAAAAGCACAAACAGAUCGACGCGAUAAUGAGCUCUUUACCCGAUUCUGUUUUGGAUAGACUUCCACUACCAGCAGGUUUCGAAAAACUUCCACAAAACAUUCAAGAAAAAUUGCGAGCUGCUCAUAAAGCAAAGAAUAUUACAUGGGAUCAGCGUCAUGCUAUAAUACAUAAUAUUGUUGAGUCGCUCGGAAAAGAGCAUAAACGCUUGAUUCAUCCACCACCACCACCUAGAGGGUUCGUUUUAUUAAAAUAA
Dracunculus medinensis (Guinea worm) is the source of this 438-nucleotide messenger RNA. NCBI's taxonomy places the organism in Eukaryota, Metazoa, Nematoda, Chromadorea, Rhabditida, Dracunculidae. The record is from the annotation of a GenBank genome assembly.